Molecule: messenger RNA, 9686 nt
Organism: Ixodes scapularis (black-legged tick)
Lineage: Eukaryota; Metazoa; Arthropoda; Arachnida; Ixodida; Ixodidae
Product: trithorax group protein osa
Exons: 18
Coding region: 1440-8411 (2323 amino acids)
Biological process (GO): regulation of transcription by RNA polymerase II; chromatin remodeling; positive regulation of DNA-templated transcription
Cellular component (GO): nucleoplasm; SWI/SNF complex; nBAF complex
Molecular function (GO): DNA binding; nucleosome binding
Source: RefSeq, a predicted model, not a curated record
AAUUACAUUUUUGUACGUAAGAAAGUAUGGUUGACCUUAGUGCUGCGGUAAUUUUAAAUAUUGCUAAAAACAUUUUUUUAUGGCUUAGUGGCAAUGUUUUUAUUUUAAGGAAAAAAGGAAAAAAAAAAAAGAUUACUUCGAAACUGGAAAUAAUGGACACUCAAGAAAAAGGUUGCUCCAGCCGCAAACCGGCCGCUUCCAGGCGCAAUUUAAUGAGAGCGCAAAUAUAAAAAUGUCCAGCGCCGCGCGCUCUUUAACGAAUUGCGCGGAAGAGGAAAAACAAAAUAAAAGAACGCGCCGAAACCUCCUCAGCUCCCGAAAGGUUGUUCGAGAGUUGUAACGCGCGGCAGAAACCUCACCAGCGAGCCGACGGCCAAAGCGAAAGCCCGAGUGCAAUCAUGAGGCAUCGUCAGAGCCCGUCGGCGAAUACCACGCCUCCCCUGGCGAUAAACGAUUUAGCGGGAAAAACAACUUGAGAUGCAGAUCGCCGAGUGCGAUUCAUGUGUGCGUGGAUUUCGCCGGUACGGGCUUUCCGACGUAUUGACCGAGUGCAGGGCGGCUGGGCAGAUCGUUGCUUGGAUGGUGUCGCCACCUGGUGCAAGACCGCAGCGGGUCACUCGGCUGACUUCUGUCACGUUUCCUCGUUUUGCGGGUCUCGAUUGCGGGACGAAUACCCGAAGGAACGUUAUCGGAGUUCUUGGCGCGGCCGAAAUGCCACGGUACGACACGAACCACGGCCUGACAGCGAAUUAAAAAGCAGCGAGAAACUGCGAAGCGGGAAAAAAAGUCCACCAAAAAAGCCACCGUCGGCAGUAUUCACACAUGAGUCACUGCGCGGUGUUGUGAGAAAAGUGGUUCAGUGUUUCGGGCACCGCGCAAAGGAUCGGCAUCUAAGGUUGGUUCACGGUGCUCGUGAUUAUUUUCUCCGGUGUUUUCGGCAUUUUUUCGCGACUAAAAUCGCUUUCAGAUUGCGAUAGAAAAAGAAAAUGCCGGACCGCAGCACGCCGUUAGGGGUGCUGCCUCCGCGGCCGCGGUUAAUUGCAAAAAAGUAGUCCCUCGCGUCGAAAAUUUAUGUCGGUUGCGGGUCGAUGCGUGGUGGUGUGUGCCAGUCGGCCGAAGUAUUUCGAGUGGAUUAUCGGACCGGGUGUUUGUGAAGUUGUGGCGACGUCCCAGCCGGGGCCAAGACGAGUGUGCGGAGGGAUUCCGUUAUCCGUGCUUUCCUUCUCCCAGAUGUUCCCGCUCUCGAAGUGGCCAGAAUAAUAGUGUGCGUGCGGCUGAUAAGGCCAUGCCCGUGUAAGCAUCGGUCCGCGGCUGGCUGACACACGUGGUGACUGUGGACCCCGGCAGCGAGCUGCGAGAUGGGCGUCGGGCCUCCGGGAGCCCCGGUGACGCGCGCCGCGUGAGGAUGCGACCGUUCAGGGUGUGGGCCUAGUGGCAGUAUGGCAGCGCCAGCGCAGAGCCUGCUAAAUUGUGAACAAAAAACGGCAGACAGCGCGGAGCUGCAGCCUCCUGGCUCCGGCGGAGGCCUCAAGAAUGGUGCUUCGGGCGAAGAGCUCAGCGCGGACGAAAUUCCGGCCGGCGUGAUGGUGAAUAACCGAGUGAAAUCGCCCAGCAGUGCGAGUGGACACAUCGGUCGAGAACUGACAAUGGAUAACUUCCAAGAUGGAGGUACCCACCAGCUGAACGCUAGGCCUAGUGCCGUCGCCGGCGAUCCGGCCGCUUUUGCGGACCGACAGCGGCUCGGCUCCGAUUUCCGGGCGUACAACCAGAACCUCCGGGAUUCCGUAAUGGUCGGUGAGGAGUUUCGGAACUCUCCGGACAGCAUGAACCACGUUCCGGUGGCCGGUUACGGCGCGGGCUACGCGGACCGGGGAGGCUACAUGGCGAGCCAACAUGGCGGACCCAAUCUACCUGGGUCGGACUCGGCGCAGAACAAGCUCUACCAGCACUAUAACCAGCAGCACAUGAGGCCCGGAUACCCGCAGCAGGGGCCGCGGGCCGCUAUGGGGCCCAUGGGGAGCCCGCAACGGCCGGGCGCCAUGAUGCCGUGCUACCCGCCUAGCGCCAACGGCGGGGCGCCGCACAGGUUCCUUUCGGGCCCCAGCCUGAGCCAGCAGGGCGGCCCGACACCCACGCUCAAUCAGCUGUUGCAGUCGCCCAACCCGCUGCACCGCUACCAGAACAGCUACCCCGAGUACAACUCGGCCAUGCACAAGGCGGACAUGGCGCAGUACCCGGCCUCGGUCGGGUCGCCGCACUCCUGGGCCGGCGCGGUGCGCGCGUCGUCGCCCUACCCGCAGCAGAUAUCGGCUCCCAUGUACAGGCCGCCGGUGGGUGGCGGCAUGCACGAAGCUGCGACGGGACCCCCGGCGUCCAAGCGGCCCUACCUGGGGCCCGCACAGUACCCCCAGUAUGCGCAGAGGCAUCCCUACCCGGGCCAGCCCAGGCCCACCAUGGCCCAGGCCUACUCCCAACAACAGCAGAUGUCCCCGUACUCGUCGGGGCCCCAGGCGUCCCAACAGCCAGGCCAGCAGUCCCAGCCCGCACCCUCUGGGCAGCAGCAGCAGCCCGGCCUGGGGGGUCCCCCGCACUCCCCGGCCCAGUCCCCGCACCCGCAGCAGCAGGAGCGCCCCACCCCUCCGCCCCAGGGCUCUGCCUCCCCAUCCCGGGGCGGGGAGGGGCCCCCAUCUCGCCAGGGCACCCCCAACUCGCACCCGUCGGGCUACGGGGGCUACCCGUCCCAGGGACCCUCCCCGGGGGGACCCCAGCAGCAGGCACCGUCCUCGUCCGCGCAGCAACCCCCGACACCCACGUCAUCCUCAUCUUCAUCUUCCGGGGUAGGCCAGUCCGGUUCGACGGCGUCGCAGCAGCAGCAGCAGCAACAGUCGCAGGAGCUGAGUGGGGGCUCGUCGGGACCCCCGUCGGUUUCCGGAGGGGAGGAGGAGUGUCCCCCGGGGGGCCGCAGCACACCCCUGGGCCGGCCCGGGCCUGGGACCCCUCCGGCCCCGCACCCGGGCCUGUCCCCCCUGCGGCCGGCGCCCUCCCCUUCGGGACCCUCCCCUUCGGGCGGAGGAGGGGGAGGAGGCUCCCGGUCCAUGUCGCCUGCCAUAGGUGCCCAGUCAAACAUUCCCGUGCCUCCGCGACCCUCAUCAAGUCAGUCUGACAGCAGCGCGCCAAAUCACCUCUCUCAACCUCAGCUGCCGCAGCAAGGGUACAACCAGCAGAUGCAGGCGUCAUCUAUGUAUGGUGCCAAGAUGCACCAAGGAAUCAUGUCUUCAUAUCCAGGUCCCCACUAUCCCCAAAGCAACUACCCCCGCCAGCCGGGGGGCCUGGGCCCCAUGCCUGGCUACGGCCCUCCCCAGGGCCCUGGCCCAGGGGGCUACCCGGGCCACGGGGGGGGCCGGGUGGGGGCCCAGGGGUCGGUGGCUGCGGGCUACCCGUACGGCAACUCCCAGUACGGCUACGGGGGUGCCAACAGCCUAAUGCCCCCGCCGGGCCCCCAGUACUCGAAGGGGGGCCAGGGGGCCCUGGGGGUGCCCCCUUCCGGGGGAGGGGUGCCCGGCGGGGCCGGUUCCCGGCCCAUGUACCUGCGACAGCACCUGCAGCAGAAGAUGUACGGCUACGCCAGUCCCAUGACGCCCCCGGGCGGGGAGGGGACCUCCCCUUCCCCGUCGGAGGGGGUGGCCCCGGGGCCUCCACCCGGGGCCUGUUACAGCCAGUGUCCCACCACCCCUAUGAGCGCCCCCUCGGCCCUGUUGGCGCAGGGCGUAAGCAGCCCGCCAGUGUCCGGGGGCGGGGCGUCGCACGAGGGCCCCGCCCCCGGCAGGCCCCUGGCCCCGCCCCCGCAGGUGCUGGACGAGGGCAGUCAGGCGUCCAAUGCCUCGGCCUCGUCCUCCCUGCCAGAGGAGCACAUGGGUGGCGAGGGUGGGGCCAAGGGGGGCAAGCAGCCCCCCAUGUCGCACCCUCCCACCCCAAACACCCUGCCCUCCCCCGGCGGGGCCUCCAUGUCCUCCUUCCACGACGAGUUUGAGAGCGUCUCCAGCCCCAGCUGGCCACGCACCCCUGCCAGUCCCGUUGUUAAUAGCCAAGUUUAUGAGCAUCAUAUGAUAAAGCGACCCGACGGCCUCCUGAAGCUGUACGACAUGUCGGAGGAGCCCGAGCGGAGGGCCUUUCUGGACAAGCUGAUAGUGUACAACGACGAGCGUGGUACUCCCAUCACCCAGUGCCCAACCAUCAGCAAACAGCCCCUGGACUUGUUUCGCCUCUACCUCAUCGUCAAGGAUCGAGGUGGCUUCGUGGAAGUAACGAAGGCAAAGCAUUGGAAGGAUGUGGCUGGUGUGCUGGGCAUCGGGGCCUCCUCUAGUGCUGCGUACACCCUGCGCAAGCAGUAUGUCAAGCACCUGCUGCCAUUUGAGUGCAAGUAUGACCGAGGGGGCAUCGACCCUCAGCCCAUCAUCAGCCAGUUGGAGUCGGCCUCCCGCAAGAAGGCCAAGGGAACCAUGUCGCCUUCCGGGGCGGCCCAGGACUACGGACCCCCGAGCCAGUCGAUGGAGGGCUACCCGGCGGCGGGGGGCUACCACCCGGGGGCCCCCUACCCGCCCGGGGCUCCCCCGAGCAUGAUGGGGGCCUCGGAGUACCCGUGCCCCCCCGGCUACCCGCCCACGAACCACGUGGGCUGCGAGCCGGAUGGCUACCCACCGGCCGAGGAGUACCCCGGGGAGGGUUACCCCCACGGCUACUCGCAGGCGCCCCCGUACGCGGCCGGCCAGGCCGGCAUCGGCGGGGGCACGUGCGGCUACGCCCCAGGGGCCGACCAGUAUGCCGGAGAGGGCUACGAGGGGGGCUACAACGGCAGGGACCCCUACGGGGCCGGCGCCCCGUACCCCAUGCGGGCCCAGGCCGGGGCGCCCUCCUACCCUCCCCAGUACCAGGGCCACUACGACCGGGAAAGGUACGAUCAGCAUCAGCAGCAACAGCAGCAGCAGCAGCAGCAGCAGCAACAACAGCAGCAGCAACAACAGCAGCAGCAGCAGCAGCAACAGCAGCAAGAACAACAGCAGCAGCAGCGGCAGCAGCAGCAGCAGCAGCAGCAACAGCAGCAGCAACAGCAGCAGCAGCAGCCACCGCCCCCGUCGGGGGGCGCGCCCCCUCGGCCGCAGCCCCCUGGGGGGCCCCCGGGGGGCCCCUCGAUGGCCCCUUCGGGGGACCACGGGGGGACCAUGUACCCUUAUGGCUCGGGCGGCCCGGGGGCGGCAGUGGCGGCAGCGGCAGUAGCAGCAGCAGCAGGGCCUGGCGGAGGCAGCUACCAGAGCAGACCCCCCGCAUACCCCCCUCAGGGGGGGCCCCCCUACCCAUCCCAGGGAGGGCCACCUUCCUCGGGCUCCCCCCAGGGAGCCGCCCCAGAACCCUACCCGGCCAGGGCACCUCCGCAGGACCCGGCCUACCAGAUGGUUCGUGGCCCAUCUCCUUUAGCCCAGCGAUUGCUCCCCAAGGCACCUCCUCAAGUGUACCCGGGAAGUCAGCCGGGAUCCCUGUACGGGACCCCCCAGCCUCAACAGGCCCAGGGGGGCCAGCCAGGGGGCAGUGUGGUGCCCCCUGGGAAGGGGGCGCCCCAGGGGGCUCCGACGCCCCCUUACCAGCGGGAGGUGUACCCAAAGCGCCACCCGGACUUUAUGAAGCCCCCACCCCAGCAGGAGCCCUACCCGCCACCACACAUGGCUGGGCCGUACCCUGCACCCCACCCGCAGCAGGCUCCCUCCCAGCAGUACCCAGACCGUGGCCAGUACCCCUACCGGCCACCGCACAUGAUGACACCACCUGCGUCUUCCAUGCAGCAGCAAGGCUGGGGCAGGGAGGGCCAGUACCGUGGCUACCAGCAGGGCUCCCCUUACGGGGGCCCCCCCCACCCGGGGGCCCCCCCUGAGCGCUGGGAGGGGCCCCGAAUCGGAGAGGGCGCCCCGGGGGCCGCCUGGGCUGUGUCGAGGGGGCCCCAGGGGGAGCCCUACCCGCCCCAGGGGCCCCUCAUGGCCCAGCAGACCAGCCAGCAGGGCCCAAACGCCAUGGCUCACAAGAUGGCCACGGCGGCCGCCUACGCUAGGGACCGGGCGUACCCGCCCGCGGGCAAGCUGCAGCAGGGCAGCCCGUACGCGAUGGGGCCUCCCCCGCGCAAGGAGGUGGUGUUCCCACCAGACAGCGUGGAGGCGGUGCUGCCCGUGGGGACCAAGCGGCGGCGGCUGCACGCCAAGGACGUGAGCCCCCUGGAGGCCUGGCGCCUCAUGAUGUGCCUCAAGUCCGGCCUGCUAGCCGAGAGCACCUGGGCCCUGGACGUGCUCUCGGUGCUGUUGUACGACGAUGCCACCGUGCUCUAUUUCGGCCUGUCCCAUCUGCCGGGCCUGCUCGAAACCCUGAUGGAGCACUACCGCCGCUGCCUGGCCCUGGUGUUUGGCACAGCCGACGACCUCGAGAUGGGCUACGAGGCCCCUCCCGAGGGGGAGGGGAAGGAGGACAAGAAGGAGAGCCCCUGGUACGCCCUGGACCGGGACGGCCCCACCAAAGACCCCCUGGAGGGCCUGGUGGUGCCAGCCCAGAUCGAAAUGGCAGACCGCAGCCCCCUGCUGCCCGGCGGGGGCUUCACGUGGCGGACGCGGUGCGGCAAGGCGGUGCGGUCGCGGCCCGACGACGAGGGCUCCCUGCACGUGGUGGACUGCGACAAGCGCUGGGACGUGCACGAGGGCUUCAGCGCCUCCCCCGAGCACUGGCAGCUGGGCGGAGGGGAGAUCACGGCACACAUCCAGACAUGCUUCGAGAGCGACGUGCACAACGUGAGGUUUGUGCGCCUCAUGGAGGAGGGGGUUAAAAGGGAGGCUGAAGAGGAGGAGCAGCUACGCGAGGAGGAGGCUAAGAGGUGCCGGUCCAAGCUGGCCGACCUGUUGGCCAAGCAGAAGGCCAACUGUAAGAGGGAUCCCGUGGUGCUCGUGGAGGACAUCCGGUCCAAGAUGAAGCUGGAGGACGACGGGGUGCUGCUGACGCCCGUGAAGACGGAGGAGGUGGAAGAGAAGAGGGCACCCUGCAACGACUGCCGGACUGGGGAGAGCGUGGUCCUACCCAGGCUACGGGAAGAGGCGCGUCCCCGCAAGAAGCGGCCCUGUACCGAAGCGGUGGAGGAAGAAGCCUACUGCCGAGACGAGCCCUCACUGUGCGUGGUGUCGGAGGCCCGCGAGGCCCUGGGCCGGCGGUGCGUCUGCAUCUCGACCCUGCUGCGCAACCUGUCGUUCGUGCCGGGCAAUGACGCCGAGAUGUCCAAGCACGCGGGCCUGCUGGUGCUGCUGGGGCGGCUGCUCCUGCUACGACACGUGCACGGGCCCCGGAGGGGGGCCCCUCGUCACUACGACCAGGAGGAGUGCUCGGCGGAGGAGCACUGCAGCUCCCUGCUGGCGGAGCGGGAGUGGUGGUGGGACUGGCUGCAGGCCCUGCGGGAGAACACCCUGGUCUGCCUGGCCAACAUGGCGGGCCAGCUGUCCCUGGCGCCCUUCCCCGAGGAGAUCAGCCUGCCCCUGCUGGACGGCCUGCUGCACUGGGCCACCUGCCCGUCGGCCUGCGCCCGGGACCCGCUGCCUCAGAGCGCCCUGAGCCCCCAGCGGCUGGCCCUGGAGGCCCUGUGCAAGCUGUCGGUCCAGGAGGCCAAUGUGGACCUGCUGCUGGCCACCCCGCCCUGGGCCCGCACCCAGGGCCUGCUGGCCCAGCUGGCCCGCUGGCUGGCCCGGGGCCAGGACCAGGUGCUGCGCGAGUUUGCCGUGGUGCUGCUGUCCAACGUGGCCCCCGCGGGGAGCGGGGCUGCCCGGGCUGUGGCCCUGCAGGGGGCCUGCCUGGGCCACCUGCUGGCCUUUGUGGAGCAAGCCGAGCAGAGUGCCCUCCAGGUGGCCAACAGCCAGGGCGUGGCCGCCCUUCGUGACAACCCCGAGCUCAUGGGCACCACCCUGGACAUGGUGCGCCGGGCCGCCGCCACCCUGCGCUGCCUGGCCAGGGUGCCCGACAACCGGCCCCUGUUCCUGCAGCUGCAGCCCCGCUUGCUUGCCCUGGUCAUGUCCCAGAUCCUGGACCAGGGGGUGGCUGCCAUCCUGGCAGACGUGCUCUUUGAGUGCUCCCAGCACGCCGAGGCCGCCAGCCCCUACGCCAAAGUCGCCUUCACAACUGCCCCCACCGCAACUACAACGGCGGAGGAAACGAAUUCAACAACAACAACCACCACGGCAGCGGCGACGGCGGAAGUUGCGACGGAAGUAACAGCGGCGACGGAAACGACAAGAAUGUCUUUGACCGCAGAGACAUCACCGGCACCGGCGGAACCGGCAGAGGAAACGAGUGCGACGGAAACCACGGAAGCUGCGUCGGCCGCUGAAGUGGCCUCCUAGUGGGGCCGGCCUGCCUGCCCCACCCACCCCCAUCCUUAUUUAUUUCACGGACAGCGGGCAGACGGACAACCCGGGUGUAGAUAGCUUAGACUCUUUUUGUUAAUUUUGUCCUCGACGUCGGACCUUUGGUGAGAGGGGAGCUCUCCUUUUGUGGUGAUAUUUGUACAGUGUGCUCUUCUUUUUUUUUUUUUUCCUUCUCUCCUCCCCGCCUUCCCGCGCGGGGGGAGGGGGUCCGUGCGGCCGGCGGCGGAGCCUCGGAAGAUCUGGGGUGCCCCCUGGCCGGGACGGGUGGAAGUGCGAGCGGACGGGACUGGCUCAUCUCGAUCUGAUUCAGUGUGUAGGGUCCUUGUUUGUGAAUGCAGCAGAAACAUCAUCCUCUUUUAUUUUUACUUUCAAUUUUUUUUUUUGCUUCCGUCAUUUGAUAUGGUAUGAUGUGCGUGCGUGCGCGUGCCCGAGCUUUAUACAUUGUACAUGUCUGACAAAACGAAUGAGCUGCAAAUAAAUGUACAGAUGAGAAGUUCUCUUUUCCCCUUGAAGAAACCGAUCCCUCGGAGUUGGUGGUACUGUUCUCAGAAGGCGGCUUUUUUUAAACAUUUCUCGUUUUCUUUUUUUUUUAUGUUGGUAGAGGUUGGUGCUUGGCAAUUUGAGCAGUCCCUCCUUUUACUUUGUUUUAGUACAGUUUUGUCCCCCUUUCCCCGGUAAAUUCCUACUCUUACUCGCAACAUAUUUACUAGUCAAACCAAUUUUUGCCAGAGGGCAAGUAAUGUUAAGUUUCAAGGGGGAUUCCCAUCUUUAUUUAUGGAGUUUUUCUUUUUCAUUUUGGCGACGCUCCUAUUAUGGUGAAAUAGUGCUCUCUAGGAGAGCAUGCCAUAAUUUUUUUAUUCGUGGAGAGACAUAAUUUAAGGAGGAGGUCUUUAAUUUUUCUCAUCAUGCUUUUGGCAGCCAUGGUUUUUUUUUUUGCCCCCUUCAUUUCUAGAGUGCCACAGCCUGUGGCGAGAACAAAAUCAUGAAGGUACUUACGCCAAAACAUCUCGAGUGAGGAUGGCCACAGGACUUUUUAAUUUCCUUUUUUUUUUCCUUCGUUUUCAUUUUGCAGAGAGUGAGAACUGGGAGGUGCCGAAAGGACAGCUUUGUCUGCAAUGCAGAAUUUUUGUACUUCUGUGUCCAGAGUAUUCCAGGGCUUGGUCGAGUUUUUUUCUUUAUUGUGGGGAUCAAGUUGUACAAAAUGUAUGGAAAACUUGUAAAAUAAAAAUGACUUCGAAAACGAGCCCAGUA